This is a messenger RNA of Cuscuta campestris, 916 nucleotides long. The record is from the annotation of a GenBank genome assembly. NCBI's taxonomy places the organism in Eukaryota, Viridiplantae, Streptophyta, Magnoliopsida, Solanales, Convolvulaceae.
AUUACUCCUAUAAAAACGCAAUUUUCACAAAUGAGCUCAAAUUUUUCAAAGAAAAAAAAAGCAAAUGAGCUCAAACAACAAAAACUAAGAUGGAGGCGAAGGGAGAAGAGGAAGAAAGAGUGAUCUGUGAUGCAUCAGAAAUCGAGUACGUGAGCUAUGGGGGCGAACAUCAUUUGCCCCUUAUCAUGAAUCUCGUGGAUGAAGAGCUCAGCGAACCCUACUCAAUCUUCACCUAUCGCUACUUCGUCUAUCAAUGGCCUCACCUCUGUUUCCUCGCUUUCUACAAAGGUCAAUGCGUGGGAACUGUGGUUUGCAAGAUGGGCGAGCACAGAGGGACUUUCAGAGGCUACAUUGCAAUGCUUGUGGUUGUCAAGUCUUACAGAGGGAAAGGGAUCGCCACAGAACUUGUCACAAGAUCUAUCAAGGUGAUGAUGGCAUCAGGCUGUGAAGAGGUGACUCUGGAAGCAGAAGUUACCAAUCAAGGUGCACUUGCACUCUACGGUCGUCUAGGGUUUAUCAGAGCGAAAAGGCUUUUCCGCUAUUACUUGAAUGGGGUUGAUGCCUUCAGACUAAAGCUACUGUUCCCUCGUCCCUUCCCCUCUAUACUUUCUUCCAUAGAUGAGACUGUCCAACAUAUGGAAAACAUGCACACGGGUGGAAAUGCACUUCUUCAGUACAUUUGACAUCCGCGGGGCGUGUGACACUUUACUGGCUGAACAGCAAAUGCCAGUAAGCAACUGGUAUUCUUCCGAAACACUAUUGAAGCAUUUCCAUUGUGGAUGAUCUUACGUGUUUGGAGAUCUUAGAGUUUAUCUCACAAUUUUCACUUGAAUGUACAAGCACUAAAAGUAAUCUUUAUUCAGAUUUGAACUUGUGAUCUUCCACAAACACGCUCGAAUGAAAGUAGGAUUCCAUU